AGACACCGAAAUCAAUCCAGUCCAUGAGGGUAGUGUCAGCACGUGUGAAGCUACCGCGCAUUAUUCCCAUAUGUGAGACAGUCGAAGAAAGAUGUGAAUUUUGCAGCAGCGCCGAUGUUGGCAGUCCAGAUCGGGAACACUUUCUUUAUAAUUACACUGAUUAGCUUGCAAUUUCUACCUCUAUCAUCCGUGAUGAAAAAACAAUUUCUGGACAGGUACAUGGUCAUAAUUGUCUAAAAGAAAGAAAAAAAACCUCUACUCAAUUCCCAGUGGUAGUGCAUCACAUCCAAACGCAACUGCUACCGAAGCAAUGUGGCAUCAUAGUAUGGACUCAUCACCGUGACAAUAAGAUCACUUGUUCACAACGGCUCUUCUGACAUACCUUCAACCUCUCCACAUAGUUAAAUCAGCGGUGUUCUCAGAGAACAUUGUCAUAUCCAUCGAUGAACAUGAUCCUUUCAAAAGGAGAAGUUCUCUGCCCUCUCAUCUCCUCACAUUUCGUGAGAUGUCUGAUGCAAUCGUUCUUCGCAAUUUUGCUUCUGAGGAUGUUACCGAAGUUUUCACCGUGUGAAUGUGGGCAUUACAGUCUGCAUUGUCCGAUUGUCAAGGAUGAUGUUGACAGGUGUGCAAGAAGCGAUUGGUAUUUGUGAGUAUGAUUUGAUUACGCAUGAUGUGCAUUUACAGUGAUAUUAUAAGACGAGAAUGUUGAUCGGUAUUACUUAUGCUGUCCAUGUCCGCAAAUGUUCUGAGGAAAUUUCAGAUUUUGCUCGUUAUUGUCAUAGGUUCUCUCACACCAGUUUAUUGGAUAAAUUCACGAACCCUUCGCAGCGAUAUUAUUGCAUUACAUUUCCUUUUCUUUUUCUUGCUUAACCAAUUCUACGUUAAUAAACGUUUUCAUAAGUUGCUUGAAAGUGUCGUUUAUGUAUACCCUCAUUUUCUGGACAACUAACUCGAAAAUGGAAAUCUUCAAGCGAAGAACUGACUAGGACAGGCUCAAAAUUUGGGUCUGGAACUGGAAAAAUUCCAGGUAUCAUACGCGUAAAGAACGAAUUUCCUGCAACAAAUGCAGGCAACAGUUUCACAAAUGGUGACGCAAUUUACAGAAGCAUUGCAGUGUGAUGAACAAUUAGGUCUGGAACAAUGAAAGAAUGAGAUGCGCUGCUUAUUACUUAGUGCUACUCAGUAUCGACGUGUUGUGCCACUUGAGACCUUGUCUUGUAACUUAGUGCGAAAUAGACGCCAGUUUUUUUACCUACUCAGUGGAUGGAGUCCAUAGAUUGCACUGUACUGAUGAAAUGUACUUCUCUGUGACUCUUUUUCCUGCCUCGAGUCGUUUCUCCAGCUUGAUGCUUUGAAUUGUCUUUUGUAACUGACACUCCCUUGCAGAUUGUGGGGGACAGGGAGUGCUCUGCGAGGUUUUUCGUAUUUGAGCGCACUUGGAAAAAUGUUGUGUGCGAACUGGGUGUCGAAGUUUAGUGGCUAGUCUUAGAUUUAAAGAGUUUGUUGUGGGUAGAAGUUGGAGCUAUGGCGGCUUCAACUUAUUCUGCCUUCUUCAUGGAGCUGCAGUCGUCCGAGCCGUUCUUCGUGAUGGCAGGGCCGAAUGUGAUAGAGUCAGCGGAGCACUGUUUGAAGAUGGCGCGCCAGAUCAAAACUGUGACAGACGAGCUGGGAUUGAAGCUGAUUUUCAAGUCUAGCUUCGACAAGGCUAAUCGGACCUCGGCGAAGUCGUUUCGAGGGCCGGGGAUGGAGGAAGGGCUGAAGGUUUUGCAGCUGGUGAAGGAGACCUGUGGCGUUCCUGUUUUGACGGACGUGCACGAUCCGAGUCAGUGCGAGACGGUGGCUAAAGUGGCGGACAUCAUCCAGAUUCCUGCAUUUCUGUGCCGGCAGACGGACCUCUUGGUAGCAGCUGCCAAGACCGGGAAAGUCAUCAACAUAAAGAAGGGCCAGUUUUGUGCUUCCUCUGUGAUGCGAAACUCUGCCGACAAGGUUCGGCUCGCAGGAAACCCCAAUGUAAUGGUGUGCGAGAGAGGCACCAUGUUCGGCUACAAUGACCUAAUUGUGGAUCCCCGGAACUUGGAGUGGAUGCGAGAAGCGGGUGCUCCCGUUGUUGCAGAUAUCACUCAUUCUCUACAACAGCCGGCUGGGCAACAGCUGGAGGGAGGAGGCGUUGCGAGCGGUGGCCUGCGCGAGCUCAUCCCCUGCAUUGCCCGGGCUUGUGUGGCCGUAGGAGUAGACGGCAUCUUCAUGGAGGUGCACGACAACCCCAGGCAGGCGCCCUGCGAUGGCCCUACGCAAUGGCCCUUGCGUAACCUUAAGAACCUGCUGGAGGAGCUCAUCGCUAUCGCCAAGGUUACCAAGGGGAAGGAGAGGAUGGCGAUUGACCUCACUCCUGUCGACGAAGACUUCUAGCUUCUACGAACCCAAUUGAGUUCUCAGCUUUGCAAUCACACUUGGAGGUGGCACUUGCAAGGUUUACUCCACAUAUGCAUUCCACUCGAUUUGGAGUCUUGAGUGCAGCCAUUGAGCAACAUCUGCAGAAUUUUGCGACGAAUUAGGGUUGUUGCUGCACAUCCCCUGCCCUCAGGUUCAAAGACUUCGGAACGUAGCGUGAAUCGUCUGCAUUGGAAGCGACUGCUCACAUUGUUGUAUCAACUUCACCCAAAACACCAUCUUUAGCGCAACUAUCUGGAAGUUCACUGUCAGUAGCCAUGAAAACAGUUCACAAGAAUAGAUGUGCGUGCGAUAAUGUUUACUUCCAUGCCCAAAUCGAAUGAGUGAACUGUUUUUGUCUCAUGAGUGUAAUACGCUGCUCUCCGAAAUCGUAAGCAGGUGACUAUUGAGCUUCGGAAAGGACGAGAAGGUGCAUGAUGAAAAUCAUCAUACAUGUCUUUAUUGGAUAAAAAUCAAUCAAGGAACAAUUCUAGCAAGUCCCUUUGAGGCA
Physcomitrium patens is the source of this 2941-nucleotide messenger RNA. RefSeq names its product 2-dehydro-3-deoxyphosphooctonate aldolase 1. Lineage: Eukaryota; Viridiplantae; Streptophyta; Bryopsida; Funariales; Funariaceae. Gene Ontology annotation, molecular function: 3-deoxy-8-phosphooctulonate synthase activity. Gene Ontology annotation, biological process: biosynthetic process. The record is from RefSeq and is a predicted model, not a curated record. Gene Ontology annotation, cellular component: cytoplasm.